Molecule: messenger RNA, 1797 nt
Organism: Penicillium soppii
Lineage: Eukaryota; Fungi; Ascomycota; Eurotiomycetes; Eurotiales; Aspergillaceae
Exons: 2
Coding region: 1-1797 (598 amino acids)
Source: RefSeq, a predicted model, not a curated record
AUGAUUCCUCACAGAAGUACAGCUUUGCUGUCGAUCAUUGUUUUUGUUGCGCUUUUGCUUUUCAUUUUCUCGUCCUCCCCGGUCCCUGAUGCAGCUGCAGAAGAAGUUACAGGCCCAGCCAAGUUUGUGCCCAGGCCCAAGCUACCAUCUUUAGCCAACCUCCACCUGCCUUCGUUCCGUCCCCCAUCUCAUGAGCAGCCCGAGGAACAGAACAAUAGUACCCACGGCGAGUCAAAAUGGUACAGCACAUUGGAAUGGUUAAACCCAUUCUCCUCUUCCAUCACGUUGGAUGAGAACCGCUCCGUCCUGCCCCCUCUUGUCGAGCGCCGACCGAUCUAUACCUAUUACAAUGCGAAAUACAAUCCCAAUAAAGCCAGUGGCAAAGAACUCAAGGACCUACAGAACGCUGACGCGGAAUUGCUUCUCGCGUGGCGUCGGGCAUGGUUCGCGCAGGGGUUCAAACCCGUUGUGUUGACUCCUGGGGAUGCGAUGUUGAACCCGAACUACGAGAUCGUUCAAAAGUUGAAGCUCUCUCCUAAAACGGAGAACGAGGUCUUCGGUUGGCUCGCGUGGGGGCACAUGGGCACCGGCUUACUUUCGGACUUCCACUGCUUCCCCAUGGCGCGCUACGAUGAUCCUAUGCUAUCGUACCUUCGCCGAGGAAGUGUGCCGGAGGCAAUCACCCGAUUCGAAAACCUCCAGAAUGCCCUCUACGCGGCAGACAAGUCGCGAAUUGAUGCUGCCGUGCAAAGCGCAGUCUUAAAACUCGAGGAUAAGACCGCGUCAUUUGUGGAUCUCAUUGAUGCAGCAGCAUUCAAGGUUGAGCCAUCCAAAGCUCUGGCUUUCUAUAAAUCUGCAGCAGUCACUUCCCACUACCCCAUCGUGCAUGAGAAGAUGAGCCAGAACCCUGCGGCUGGUCAGCUGGCCCUGGUCCAGCUAAUCAACUCUCACUUGCACAAUCACUUCCAGACCGCUUUCCCCGCUGGAUUGGCUGUGUUGAAACCUUUCCCUCAACACACCACCGCUCUGGUCGAGCCUGCGCUUCGGUUGGCAAAGGCCCUCAUCCAGUGCCCUGAGUCGCCAAUGGCUGACUCUUGUCCACCAAAUGAAUCGGAAUGUCGCCCAUGUGGGUCUGCAAAGUCACCAAUGCGUAUCAGCCAGCCUUCAACGUACAAAAACACAACCUUCCUUUUCACUAUUGGCACACUUCCUCAUCCUUACACUCUUGUCAGCCUCCAGAAAAACUCAGAGGAGAUUACUACGCCUCAAAUCCGCCGCGAAACUGAGCGUGAUGCAUGGCUCUCGGAAGUGACCAAGGACGAUCUUGGUCCCGAAUUAGGUUCUUCAUACCGCGGAGUGAUCUUCAAGCAGGUUGUCGCAGGUGAAGAUGCCGUCGGUACUUCUCUCUGGAUGACCGUGGAGUCUCUUCCCGCAGCAGCAGGCCAGACUCUCCCAUCCGAACUAUUGGAUGAGUUCGAAUGGCAGUUUGGCUUCAAGAUCCCUCGUGGAGGCAAGAUUGAUCCCGCAACUGAGAACGACAAGAACUCCGCCAAGAGCGCUCAAGAUCACACCCCCAGUGAACAAGGAGUUGGAAAGGAGUAUGAGUUAAUACAGAAGGCUCGUGAGGUAAUCAAGGACAAGUCCACCAACCGUAUCAACAUCAGGGAUGUUGUUGAGGCUUGGAACCUUGCCGACACAGAAGUUUGGCGCUUUGUCAAAGCCUAUCGGGCCCGAAGUGUUGUUGAGCGCCAGAAGUGGGAAGAUGAAGAGAAACCAUUUGCUGGUUCAAGGUCAUGA